AUGCAGCGAGAGCAGCCGGGCAUGCCGCCUCCUCUGGGGAGAGGAGGGCAGCAGCAGCGCGGGGGUGGGCAGGAGGCGCCGGGGCGUGGGCGGGGCAAACCGAAGCCCACGAAGGAGGUGCAAUUGUGGGACGCCAUCGUGGCCGCCGCCGCCAAACAGCAGAGGCGCAGUCAGCACCAGCAGCACCACCAGCAGCACACGAGGCCAAAGCUGCUGCGACCGGGCGAGCGUCCUGCAUCCGCCCCCGCCCGCCAACAGCCCCUCAAGCCCACCACCGCCACGUCCCCGGGGGAUGCCCAACCAUCGCCACCAUCGCCACCGGCGGCAGCGGCGGCGGCGCCCGUCGCAGUGGCAUCGCCAGCUCCGCCCAAAUCCGGCAAGGCGGCCACAGCGGUCACGACCACGACGGCCACGACGGCCACGACGGCUACGACGAGGUCGAAGGGAGCGGGAGGAGCGCCGCGCAAGGCCAAGCACCACCACCAUCCGCAGCAGCAGCAGCAGCGGCAGCAGAACACGAAUUGGGCGAGCAACCAGCGGCACAUAGCAUUCCGCGGGAAGGAGCGCGAGACGCCCAAGCCGACCAAGCCCUCCAAGCUCAAGCGCGUCAUCCUGCUCGAGCGCGCCAAGGCCGACGCCCUCCUCCAGCCCCCGCCACCGCCCACGCCCGCCCAGCCCGGCACGCCCCCGCCCGGCGACGAGGCCGAGGCCGAGGGGCAGGAGCAGGAGCAGGAGGAUAUCCACGCAACGCACGAGGCGCACGGCCGAGACGAGCCGUGCUUCCCCGUGCCUGGCCUGCCAUCACAGAUCGACCACCACCACGGCGACGGCGACGAAGCCGCCGCCGGUGAAAAGACUCGAGAGGCGUAUGGAGAUGCCGGCGCUCGUGGCGGUGGUGGUGGUGGCAGCUUCACAGACACAGAGGUGGCGCCUCUCGCCCCGCCAGCUGCCGCUCCCGCGGAGAUCGACCACUACGACUACGACUCCCCGCCUCCUUCGCCGCCGCCGGGAGCAGCCGAAGUGCAGAGCAUCGACGCCACGUACUGCAAGCAGGUCAUCAGCGUGGAGCUCAACCAGGUCAUGCGGCAGCUCCUCCAGGAGCUCACCCGCUUCCAGGAGCGCGCCCGGACCAAGAACCCUGACAAGGCGCGCUCGAACAAGAAGCGGUACGUGUGCGGGCUGCGGGAGGUGCUGCGGAGCGUGGAGAGGAGGAAGGCCCGGUGCGUGGUGGUGACGCCCAACAUCGAACGCAUCUCGUCGCCUGAGGGCGGGCUGUUCGAGGCCGUGGAGGCCAUCGUGCGCACCAGCCAACAGCACCGCAUCAUCGUCAUCUUCGCCAUGACCCGCACCUCGCUCGGCAAGGCCAUCUCUAAGCGCCUCAAGAUCGCCGCCCUCGCCAUCCUCGACCCUUCCGGUGCGGAGGAGUACUACAAGCAGGCGCUGGCGCUGGCCCACAAGGGCCGACUAGACUACCGGAGGAUGCACAAGCGAAAAUCGCAGCAGCAUCAGCAGCAGCAGCAUCAGCAGCAGCAUCAGCAGCACAACAUUCCCAAGCCGCUGCCGCCACCGUCAGGGCAGCCAUCCAAGGCUGGCCAGCCACAGCCGCCGCUCGAGGAGGUGCUGCCGCAGCUCAUCCAGCAGGUCAUCAACGAGCGCCUGCGAACGGAACUGCUCAUCGACGACGCCACAUAA
Acanthamoeba castellanii str. Neff is the source of this 1692-nucleotide messenger RNA. RefSeq lists its product as uncharacterized. The transcript has 6 exons. Gene Ontology annotation, molecular function: ribonucleoprotein complex binding; mRNA 3'-UTR binding; selenocysteine insertion sequence binding. Lineage: Eukaryota; Discosea; Longamoebia; Acanthamoebidae. Gene Ontology annotation, cellular component: ribonucleoprotein complex. The record is from RefSeq and is a predicted model, not a curated record. Gene Ontology annotation, biological process: selenocysteine incorporation. The coding region runs from base 1 to 1692 and encodes 563 amino acids.